AGGACCGGCAUAUCUGCUGCCACCAACGUCUCAAAAGUCUUCUGUUCUUUCUUAUUCACCAGACCUUUGACGUUAUACAUCACGAACAAGUGGACUGAACGAAAUCAGCACUACAUCACGCAGGCGAAACCAAGAACAGAAAACAUCUCUCCUUGCCGACCGAAGAACCGUUUUGUAUUCAUCAAGAUCCCGAAGACCGGCAGCUCCACCGUGGGCACGAUGUUGGAGCGGUACGGCUACCGGCGCGAUCUCCAUUUUGCAGUGCCAAAGAUUCCGUCCCACUCCUUCCCCAUGGGGAGGAGGUACCGAUUUGCCGACCCCGCGCUCGUGUUCCAGUGGAACCUGACCGACCGGGGCGGGGUGCCGGUGUGGCCGGCACUGGGCGGGUUCCACAUCCUGGUGAACCACGCCCGGUACAACCGCAGCUUGCUGGAAGCUCUGAUCCCGCGCGCCGUGUACUUCACCAUCAUCCGGGAGCCCGGCGCCCGCUCCGAGUCCUUCUUCCGCUACUUCCUUUACCAGCAAAAGGUUCCGCACACAGCCAACGAGGACCCCCUCGAGGUUUUCAUGAGGGACCCACACGUCCGCAGCCGGGCCAUCAUCACACGCUACAAAUGGAACACGCACUUCAGGAACGGCCAGAUGUUUAUGCUUGGAUUGAACCCCGGCGCUUACGAUAACACCACAGCCGUUGAGGCCGUCAUUGGCUUUCUGAGUCAAUCCAUGGAUCUGGUGAUGCUGAACGAGUAUUUCGACGAGUCACUUCUCCUCCUCAAGAGGCUCAUGUGCUGGGAUUUCCAGGACAUAGUCUACAUCUCCAAGGCAGUCGGGAGAGCGACCCAGAACCGGACUGGCAUUUCGGCGGACCUCAGAGACAAGCUCCGCAGCUGGAACGGCGCCGAUAACGCGCUGUACCGGCACUUCAACCGGACUUUCUGGGGCAAGGUCCGGAGCUACGGGCCGGGGUUCGGGCAGGAUUUGGAGACGUUCCGCGCCCUGAAAGAAUCCACGACGCGAGCAUGCAUGGCGCAGGGAAGCCGGGUAUGGGACUGGCACAACUCUAGCUAUUGGCAGAUGCCAGCAAAUGCUAGCCGAAAGUGCCAAGAUUUAGUAAGGGACGACAAGGCCUGGGUGAAGCUGAUAAGAUCCCGCAUGCAAGCAAAGAGCAAGAACUUUAUUAAAUACAGGAAUGAAUUUAAUUAACUUUAAGCGUCUUUUUGAUCGG
This is a messenger RNA of Acanthaster planci (crown-of-thorns starfish), 1225 nucleotides long. Its product is annotated as galactosylceramide sulfotransferase-like. The record is from RefSeq and is a predicted model, not a curated record. Gene Ontology annotation, biological process: glycolipid biosynthetic process. NCBI's taxonomy places the organism in Eukaryota, Metazoa, Echinodermata, Asteroidea, Valvatida, Acanthasteridae. Gene Ontology annotation, molecular function: galactosylceramide sulfotransferase activity. Gene Ontology annotation, cellular component: membrane.